Molecule: messenger RNA, 1491 nt
Organism: Arachis ipaensis
Lineage: Eukaryota; Viridiplantae; Streptophyta; Magnoliopsida; Fabales; Fabaceae
Source: RefSeq, a predicted model, not a curated record
GCUGGUUGCACAGUUCAGUUCAAUGUACGGUGUUCCCGUUAUGACGACCUGUCUUGAUCCCGUGGAACAGUUUGCUGCAUCGGUGUACACGAAGGUCAUAUUCACGCAAGUCAAAAAGGAGAUUGAUUCUAUCUCGGUCGUUAACUUCGUAAUCAAACGACGGGUCUCAACAACCAUGGUGUACAUGGUUGAGGAGUAUGGAUUCCCCGGUCAAAAUGUGGUGGCAUUGUACGAUCCAAAAAGAGGGAGGUUGGUCUGUCGAUGUGGAUUUUGGGAGAAAGAAGGUUUUCCUUGCAGGCAUAUGUUUUUUGUCAUGAAGCACGAGCACCUAAAAAGAAUUCCCGAGCGGUUGAUUUUGAGUCGAUGGAGGAAGGAUGUGAAGACAGUCAACGAAUACACUGAGAAGACGGUACUAGCUGAUGAGCAGGGUUUCUUGUUGAGACAUGGAGCCCUGCAUGCUGCUUCGCAGUGGAUUUUGUUCGUCGGAUCUAAAAACGACAAUCUGUACAAGAAAUGCAUGAGCAGAAUCAGGCAGAUAUGCUGUGAUCUACAAGUACGCAGCGACAAUGACACGAUGGAUAAGAGUCCGAAUGCCGCCUGCGAUGUUCGAGAUCCAACUGUUGUGCGCACCAAAGGGGGACCCAGCACACGUGGACACAAAGGUAGAAAAAGGAAGUGCACGAGAUGCAGGAAAAUUGGGCACACAAAGAGGAGGUGCACUGAGCCACAAAAAAUCUCAACCUCGACAAAAUAUAAACAGUGUCCCACCAAGGAAAUGACACUAAGCAAAGUUGAGGCUGUUUUGCCGAACUUUAACCUGCACGCUGAUCAAGACAAAUGGUUAGAAGAGGGAGACGAUUGUGGCAUGAAGCAGGAUGCCGGAGCUUACGAGGGAUGGGACCAUGUAAUAGGCACAGCGCAAAGCCAAACCAGGAACAUCGGCGGAGUGGGUAACACCGUGGACUGGAAUAUAGAGGUGUUGGAGAUAUUGCGGUUGUUACAAGAUCGCUGCUGAAAGUAUUGACCACACGGUGUUCUUUGAUGAAGGAAAAUUUUUUAUACGUUACCAAGUGUAUAAGGGUCCUAAAUUUCCUUGGUUUGUAUUUCGUUAAUCUGGCUGAUGCUCGGAAUCGUGCAGCUGCAUCCAAGUUAGCAUGAAAAGUAAAUUUUCUCGUUGUUAUACCUCCAUAUAUUGGAUGAAAUAGUUUUGCAGUUGAAGGCAAAUUCAAAGACAGCAACAGACCUAUUUGUUAUCCAUGCAAUUUAUAAAUUUAGUUCCAUUUACCUGUUCCAACUUUUGCUUGCAUUUUAACGAUAAAGAAAUAUCAGAUGAUAUAGAAUCUCUCGGGUCUAUGAAUUUGUAUCUCCAGGGAAUGCAUUGCAACUUAACGCGUUGAGAGAAAUAAAAGUUUUCACAGAUUUGUUAUUAACCACGAACACGCAAGCACUGAUUUUGACGUCGCCCACUUGGAAUAUUAAAAUUUGCCUUUC